Cloeon dipterum is the source of this 2571-nucleotide messenger RNA. RefSeq names its product Glycerol-3-phosphate acyltransferase 4 (gene Gpat4). Lineage: Eukaryota; Metazoa; Arthropoda; Insecta; Ephemeroptera; Baetidae. The coding region runs from base 20 to 1636 and encodes 538 amino acids. The transcript has 10 exons. Gene Ontology annotation, molecular function: glycerol-3-phosphate O-acyltransferase activity. Gene Ontology annotation, cellular component: endoplasmic reticulum. The record is from RefSeq and is a predicted model, not a curated record. Gene Ontology annotation, biological process: triglyceride biosynthetic process.
GUGUGCCAGUGUGGCAAACAUGGCGCUGUUCGGGACGCUGCUUUCCAUCUCAGGCUCGCUGCUCCUGACGCCUUUGCUGCUGAUCGUUUUGGUGAUUCUCUUCCUGGCCUCGAUCGGCAAGUCAGUCGGCGUGCGCAGGCUGUACGUCAAGACCCUGCUGGCCCUGUUCGAGUAUGGGCGACAACAUAUCGAGAUCGCAAACAAGCAGAAGCGACUUUCUGACGACUCAGGGUUUAAUUCAGAAGAUGAGGGAGACAACAAGAGGAUCCGAUCAACCUCCGAGACCUCGGAGGAAAGCCAGCAGAGAGGCAGGCCUAAGGGACACCACCGGAAUGGGUCUAUUAAGAAUGGCGUCAGUCUGAUUCAACGAGAGGACCUGAUUCUGGCGCCAGACCCGUGCCAUAACAAAAGCGACCACAAUCAUCGAGACUCGAGCGCGCCAAGGACUUCCAACAUCCGCAGCCACUCUGUGGGGGCGCCCACCAGGAAUGCUGCCAACAGCGCCAAGGGAGCCUCGGAAAAGGGGGAUAACAGCGAGCAGGAAGAUGAGAUAGACAGCCUCGCUCUGGACAAGGACCACAGAAAGUUGUCUUUUGAAACUCUGAAGCAAGAGUUUGAAUUGUCCGACUGUCUGACGUACAUCAAAGCUGGGGUGGAGGCCAUCAUUGAGGAUGAGGUCACCCAGUGCUUUGAGGCAGAGGAACUUCGGUCGUGGAAUUUGCUAACCAGAACAAACAGGCACUACGAAUUCAUCAGCUGGAGAUUGACAGUGAUCUGGAUGCUGGGCUUCAUAGUGCGAUAUUUAUUUUUGCUGCCGCUACGGGUUACAAUCUGCUUUGUCGGGUUUUUAUGGAUGGCCAUUUCGACGAGUCUGAUCAGUCUAGUGCCGAGUCGGCGGGUGCGACGCGUGCUUAACCAGCAUGCCAUGCUGAUCACCUUCCGGCUGUACGCGCGCUCUUUCUCUGCAGUCAUCGACGUUCACAAUCCGCAGUUCAUGCCCAGGUCGAAUGGCAUUUGCGUGGCCAACCACACAACGCCGGUCGACAUUGUCAUGCUGGCCACCAACUCGUGUUUUUCAUUGAUCGGACAGCGGCACAACGGAUUCCUCGGCUUGCUCCAGCGCGCCCUUGCCAGGGCUUCCUCGCACAUUUGGUUUGAGAGGUCCGAGGUCAAGGACAGGGAGGUCGUCACUAAGAGGCUCCAACAACACGUGAGCGACCCAGAAAACCCACCUAUUCUGAUUUUCCCCGAAGGCACCUGCAUCAACAACACGUCCGUGAUGCAGUUCAAGAAGGGCAGCUUUGAGGUCGGCAGCGUCAUCUACCCCGUAGCAAUCAAGUACGACCCUAAAUUCGGCGACGCCUUCUGGAACAGCAGCAAGUACUCGAUGAUGCAGUACUUGUACAUGAUGAUGACGUCCUGGGCAAUCGUGUGCGACGUCUGGUACCUUCCGCCGAUGACCCAGGAGCCGGACGAGAACGCCGUCGAUUUUGCCAGUAGGGUUAAAAGCGUCAUCGCUACUCAGGGAGGACUGGUCGACCUCAUGUGGGAUGGGCAGCUGAAGCGGAUGCAGGCAAAGAAGGAGUGGAAGGAGAGGCAGCAGGAAGAGUUCAGCAAACGGCUCAAAGUGGAAUAAAAGUCUAUGGAAGAGAUUAGGCAGUUGUUGUAAAUUUAGCAAAUUUAAGCUGCGACUGUGAUCAUAGAGCUUGUUGAAUCCGAUACAUGUACCACUCCUCAAUCACCAACUGCUGGACCAAAGAAGCGAAAACCGCAAUACCAUGUCUUCAUCUCGGUGUUCGAAUCCUCUUGUGCCAACCAAUUUCCGCUCUCGAUGGCUGCAUUUAGCGAAUUGCACCGCCAGCCGAGCACUGCCCAUCAUUCCGCAAAUCUAAAACCCUUUUACCCUCGGUUCUGGUUUUGUUUUUAAUAAAAGUAAACUCUUUCUUGGUAGACUGAAUUUUUCAACGAUAACUAAUCUUGUUUUAAUAAAUCCGCAUCACCAUUUCAGUCAAAGAUUUUCUGAUGCGAGUCUACUUUUUGAAAUUGUUCAUCAACACGACAUAUCGGUGAGAAAAUUCCCUUAAGACCUCUGGAAAUUUGUAAAAAUGUUUGCUUUCGGAGUGGCUGUGUUUUGUGCUAGGUCGCUCUUGUGUGUUUAAUUUGCCAAGCAAGGAGAGGGUGCAUUGAAAAUGCCUCGUGUCUAGUCCUAGGAUUGGCCCUUAAACCAUGUUUCUGGUGGAGGUGGAUAAAAAAGAAUAUAUCGCAUAAAUGUCGAGUGAGCGGCCCGUGAGAGCUGGACUCUUGCGCAGGCCGUUAAUGUAAUUACGUUUGCGAAUCGAUCGGGCUGCUAACUAAGUUUGAGAAUGCGUAAUUUUGUUACUAGUUGGACUGGAGCAAUGUUAACUUAUAUAAUAAGCUGAGAUUUAAAUGUGUGAUGAAAGAAUAUUUAGUGUGUGAAAUGUCUCAUCUUGUCUCGUCUCUCAGUGUUUCACUGCACAAUAUCGAACAGUGAGAAUGAUUUGUGUUAUUUAUCCAUCGAUUAAACUGUAUUUUAAAUCUAAGCAAAAAUAA